AUGGCGCUGCAUACUCCCCAAGGAUCUGUCGUGAUUAUCGGCGCAGGCACCCAGGGUCGCCGCCUGGCCUAUAUGUGGUCCAGUCGCGGGGGCUCAGUAUACCUAGUCGACCUAAACCAGCAACAACUCGAAGAUGGACUAAAAUACGUCCAGCAACUCCGUACCGAAGCCACACAGCACUCUGGGAACUGGGGAGAUGUGCAUAUAUCCACGCCUAACUCGCUCGAGUCUAUACUACAGAGCGCAUGGCUCGUUGUUGAGUGCGUUCCAGAGAACCUAGCAUUGAAGCAGAAGAUUCUCUCGCAACUCGACACCCUCGCGCCCAGCAACACCAUCAUCGCCUCAAACUCCAGCAGCUACGGAAUUGGAGAAGUUAUUGAAGGCAUGGACCUUAAGUGCAGUAGCAGACUGCUCAGUGCGCACUGCUACUGGCCUCCAGAGACAUCAGCUAUCGAGUUAAUGGGCCAUGCGGAUACUGAUCCCACCCUGAUCGAUCUUCUCUUCGGCCAAUGUGAGAAGCACGGCUUCUCGCCAUUCCGCGUCCGCCAGAGCUCCAUCGGAUACAUCUACAACCGUAUCUGGGCGGCUAUUAAACGUGAAACAUUACUUGCGCUGUCCGAAGGAAUCUGCGACCCCGAGGAAAUCGAUGCUAUCUUCAAGGAUGUCCUGAAAACACCAAAAGGCCCGUGCGAACAGAUGGACGUCGUGGGUCUGGACGUUGUGCUUGAUAUCGAAAAGCACUAUGCCGACGCCCGCAGCGGCCUUCCCAGUGAGCCUCAGGAAUAUCUACACAAGAUGAUACAAGAUGGGAAAUUGGGUGUCAAGAGUGGGAGCGGGUUUUACGACUAUAAAGCCGAUCGCCACCAAGACUAA
Molecule: messenger RNA, 873 nt
Organism: Aspergillus puulaauensis
Lineage: Eukaryota; Fungi; Ascomycota; Eurotiomycetes; Eurotiales; Aspergillaceae
Product: 3-hydroxyacyl-CoA dehydrogenase family protein
Exons: 6
Coding region: 1-873 (290 amino acids)
Biological process (GO): fatty acid metabolic process
Molecular function (GO): oxidoreductase activity, acting on the CH-OH group of donors, NAD or NADP as acceptor; NAD+ binding
Source: RefSeq, a predicted model, not a curated record